AAAACGCGUCUGAUGUAGUCACCUGGCGACAAUGACAGGUUGGAAGAAGUAAAGUCCAAUAGUUGCAACACUUAUGCCCUGACAUGAGCUUUGAAUAGUCCUCUGGUAGAAGCCGCUCCUAUUCCCGCGGACGCUUAGUUUUAGAACUACCCGAUCCUGUUGCUUUUAGCAAGCACCUCUCUUGGGAACAUUCUGACGGAAACGUUUACUUUCCAAGCGCCUAUACUCUCCGCGGGAGAGAUUCGGAGUUUCUUUGUGGGCAUCUCAAUCCCUUGAUGUGAUUCUACCAUCAUGUAUUGUCAGGAGUGCAGAACGCCACUCAGACUUGACAGCUCCUUGAAUGAACUGAACCCAGCAGCAUUCAAGCUGCUAGCAGAAUCCACAGGUAGCACUAUUGCGAAAGAUAAGAACAGUACUCAGCAUGGCAGACCUCCAUUCUCAGCCGAAAGGCGUGAGGAGUACGAUCGAGUUUCAAAGAAAGCAAAGCAACCUGUCUUCAGGCGAACUGUUGGUUCCAGCCGACAGGCCUCAGCUAGAUCAAGCAACUCAAUGUCCAAGGACACACCAGAUAUGUCAUUCAUCAUGCUAACGGACUCUCAAAUGUUUCCUAGCAAUGAAACAUCUGCUCACCAAAAAUCGGUUUCGGCCAGAAGGCGAGGUUCCCACCCAGCGGUGAAUCAGCAAGGCGACGAGGACUCGAUUUCAAGUCGUAUGGAAACUGCAAAUAGGCUUUUUGAGAUUUUAUCUGCGCGAGCGGAUAUUGAUCAUCCUAUCUGCGUUGAAUGCACUGAACGUCUUGUUGAUCAGCUACAGAAAAGGCUGGGCAACGUAACACGAGAAAGAGACGCGUAUGUAGAGUUCUUACGCCAGGCCAAUGCAGAUGUGCCGACAGAUGAAGAACUACAGCAAGCGAGACAAGAGCUUAAAAGGAUCCAGGCCCAGGAAAGAGCAGCCUUUGCUGAGCUUGAAGAGCUUGAGAAAGAGAAAGCCGCCAUGGAAGCUGAAAUCCUCGAUCUUGAGGCACAAGCACGUGAACUUGACAUUCAAGAGGAGAAAUUUUGGGCGGAGAGAAAUGAGUUUUCCCAGAAGUUGACCGCUCUGCAAAAUGAGCGUGACCGUUUAAAUAACCAAUAUGACCACGAUUCGAAACAGCUUGAACGUUUACGUCGCGCAAAUGUGUACAACGACACCUUUUCCAUCGGUCAUGAUGGCUUCUUUGGAACAAUUAACGGUUUACGCUUAGGCCGUCUACCUGAACGACCUGUGGAUUGGAGCGAGAUAAAUGCAGCCUGGGGUCAUACUUGUUUACUGCUUGUCACGGUGGCUGAGAAGCUUAACUACACCUUCAAAGGCUACGAGCUCUUGCCAAUGGGCUCUACAUCCAGAAUCAAGCAGUACAAAACUCCACGUAGCGCUAGCAAUGACCCAUCACAUCUCACAAAACCUCGAGCGGAUAUUUACAAACUUUACCAUCAAGGUGACGCUAUAUCGACGCUUGGAGGACUCUUCCACAGCGAGUUUGACUCUGCUAUGAUAGCGUUCCUGGAGUGCCUUCGUCAGCUUAUUGAUCAUGCGCAUCGCACGCCGAUAGAGCUGUCUGAUGGAGGUGUGGUAGAAUGCCCGCGUAUUGCAUACAGGAUUGAGAAGGACAAAAUUGGAGACCACAGCAUUCGACUGAGUGGACUGGGUAACCAGGAAGCAGAAUGGACGAAAGCGUGCAAAUUAACACUUAUAUGUUGCAAAUUCUUGCUGGCGCAUGCGAGUAACGCUAGUGAUAUUAGGCGUAAUAGAUAAUAGACAGAUACCCAUGGAUCUCUUGAACAAUGAUA
Messenger RNA from Verruconis gallopava, 1829 nucleotides. RefSeq lists its product as uncharacterized. Lineage: Eukaryota; Fungi; Ascomycota; Dothideomycetes; Venturiales; Sympoventuriaceae. Gene Ontology annotation, cellular component: phosphatidylinositol 3-kinase complex, class III, type II; phagophore assembly site; phosphatidylinositol 3-kinase complex, class III, type I. The transcript is spliced from 2 exons. The record is from RefSeq and is a predicted model, not a curated record. The coding region runs from base 292 to 1794 and encodes 500 amino acids. Gene Ontology annotation, biological process: cellular response to nitrogen starvation; autophagy; autophagosome assembly.